This is a messenger RNA of Chanos chanos (milkfish), 861 nucleotides long. Its product is annotated as interferon alpha-inducible protein 27-like protein 2A. Bases 30 to 326 code for a protein of 98 amino acids. The record is from RefSeq and is a predicted model, not a curated record. NCBI's taxonomy places the organism in Eukaryota, Metazoa, Chordata, Actinopteri, Gonorynchiformes, Chanidae. Gene Ontology annotation, cellular component: mitochondrial membrane. The transcript is spliced from 4 exons. Gene Ontology annotation, biological process: intrinsic apoptotic signaling pathway; release of cytochrome c from mitochondria.
GUCUCUAUUUCUGUAGAGUAGAAAGCAAAAUGGGACUGUUAACAGUUGCAGCUGCAGUUGCCGGUGCUGGCGGGGCAGUAGCAGCAGCCCCGCUGGUUUUGACGGCUGUCGGAUUCACUGCGACAGGGAUCGCUGCCGGUUCCAUUGCCUCAUCAAUGAUGGCUUCAGCCGCCGUAGCUAACGGUGGUGGUGUGGCAGCCGGCAGCCUUGUGGCUCUAUUGCAGUCUGUUGGUGCAGCAGGUCUUUCCGCGGGAGGAACAGCUGCCGUCGCAAGCGUAGGAGGGACAGUUGGUACUGCUGCUGCUUGGAUCGCCGCUCUUGUGUAACAGCGACCUCUUCAGCUCUGCCACAACAACUAAUCCAGGGAGCUCAUAAGAUAUAAUUUAUGUCUGAAAGGGUGUUGUGUAAUAAUUUUUUUUUCUAAAUUCUUGCUGCCUCGAAUUCACGAAUGUACAAACAAACAAAUAAAUAACAAAACAGUCAAAAACAACUUAACUGCUCUUAGCUAUUAGUAAAUAUAAUGCAUUUAAUUAAAGUCUUACUGAACACUAAAGGCCUGCCCCAAAGAUAUAUUGUAACAGUUCUACAGAACAGUGAUAAAUACUGGACAUGCAGAACUGUGUAGCUCUGAUACACAUUGUCUAAGACCAUUUGUAGUUUUGAAACAUCAGCUGCUCAACAUCAUUUGACAGAGUGGACGAUAUGAAAUUCUGGCUUUUGAUAUUUUGAAUGGAUGUAGAACUGAAACUAUUUCAGCAAAAAUGUAGGAAUCAUUUAGAAUUGCAAUUAGCCCAGGCUCCAAUAAAACAACCAUACCAGUUAUUUUAAUCAAAAUGAAAACGUGAGGAAUAAAAGUUUGUC